This is a messenger RNA of Amoebophrya sp. A25, 3808 nucleotides long. The record is from the annotation of a GenBank genome assembly. Lineage: Eukaryota; Dinophyceae; Syndiniales; Amoebophryaceae.
AAGUCACUCGUCUAACGACAGAAAAAUGGAAAUGAUGAGCAGGAGACGCGACCGUCUGUGAAAUGCUUGACUUCUCUGCGCCCACCCUAGCUGGUGCGUCGAAUCUUCGAAAAAUUUGUAAUUUGUAACUAAGUACUUAGGAAGAAAAACAUUUUCAGUUUAUUAUACGUAAUCAUGUUGGAUGGUUUUCGCGAGUGGGUACUCCGUGGAUGUUGCCAGGGCACGGCGAUUGGCAGUGGCGCUUGCGAGGUCAGGCCACCGCGUGGGAGCAACCGAUAUGGAGAAGACGAAUUUGUUUUGCCAACGCGGUUGGUUAUGGUGAGGAAUGUAGUCGAUAUUCUGCUAGAAGAGCACUAGUCGUGUUUGUUCACAAGCGUAAUCAUCAGCGAGGAUUCAACAGGUCUCUAAUUCAUCAAUCGACGACGUCGUAAUCAUCAGCGAGGAUUCAACGAGUCUCUAAUUCAUCAAUCGACGACGUGGUAAUCGCACCUGUGCCGCCCAUAUACUACACAGAGCCAAAUCGCGGCCUCGGUGGAGCCCAUCUGCUAUCCUCAUCAACGAGUGGAUCCUCGUGCGACGAAAAGGGAAGAACCCCUCCUCCACAGGUCACCACGCCAAAUUUGUUGACGCAGUAUGACCAAACUCUUCAGCACAGAUCAGAUUCAGGAGUCGCAGUCGGCUACAAUGCAUCUUCUUCGAAUAAUCUGACCUGCUUGAGUCCUCCAACUAGAAUCAUAGUCCAACCAGCAAAAAAGCAUGUAGAUCCGGGAUCUACUUCUAUGAGAGACAGCGGGAGUACGAGUAGUUUACUUGGUUUUCCUCGGUCUUUGGGGCAACACUUUCAUGUAACCGGGAUACCACUGUUACGCGGAGUUGGCAUGUUCUCCAAUGUACAGAGGGCACCUCUAACUGGUGGAGAGGGUACCUCUGUGGCGAGUGCAGCAGCUGCACCUCCAACUGGUGGAGUAGCAGAUAGUACUGGCGCACCACCUGCAGAGUUGCCUAAAACAUUGGUCAACACGACAAACGGGUCGAGUAACUUGGCGAGCAAUAACACGAGGACAGGAGGGAUAACUAUAUCUUCAAGUCGUGGCACGCACGACCAGCAAGAUGGAAGUGGAACUACCCAGACUUCAACUACAAUUGGAAGCAACUACAAGCCUUCAGCAAGACGAUCGCAAGUAGGAAGUUCUUCUAGUCCGAAUCCUCGUGAUCUCAUUAGCGUGAAUUACAAUCAAGAUGGUCCAAUUGUUAAGGCUACCGUUGAAGCAUCCGCAGCGCCAUCCUUGGCCUCCUUUUCAAGGCGAAAAGGGGUUCAAGGAUGAGCUCAGGGAUGCGACGCGGUAGCUCUAAAAUUGGAAGUGCAGAUGACAUCUAUCGCCGCCUAACUCGCACGCCUCCUAUGCCUGGUGCUUAUCGGCCAGAACCCGAAGUAGCAACUAGUGCCAUGUCGAUUUUUCAAGGUGGGUCGCAGCUCUACACGACCUACGGAGGUAGUUCUGGUUCUUCUUCUACUACGAUGACGCAAGGACAUCAAGGAGGAGGAUUGCCAUCGAUGAACACAUCAAACGUGAUCACUAAUUACACGCACAGCACCACAACGCCGAGUAGUACCAUCAUGGCAACAUCUUCCUCCUCCAGCACAAAUCCGAAUCUGACGCGAACGGCUGCUCAGUUUGGAGGUACGAAACAAUCCAUCACGACAACUUCUGCGACAUCUUCAGCACUAGCGCCAGUACCGAAUCCACAGAAGAACGAUCCGAUUAACGUCGUACGAGACCCGAAAUUACUGACGCCGAGGCAGCAGACAGUCCUAGAAGAAAUUACCUUGCCCUUCAUGGAGCAGUAUCCUGACUGCCCAGUUGAAGAGACAAGCUUCUCCUCGAAGAUGAUAGGAGGUGCUAGUAGUGCGUCAGCGAACGAUAGCGGAACUGAGAGUGAAAAGAACUACCGAGCUUUGUCGGACGUCUUCCGCGGGUUCGUUUUCGACCUCUACAACGGCACCUACCUCACGCAACUCACGUCAGUGUCGGAAAAACAACUGGUCUUAUGGAGAGAAUUUCAUUUUCAUGUUUUGAUAUUGAUCGUUGCAUUGAUGCCAGGAUCAUGAUAAUGAAGAUUUUUGUAGAAGUAUUUGAUGAUUAUAUUACUUCUAUUAGUUUUUACCUCUGUCACGUUCACGUAGAUGUAUCCCUUCAAGCAAUAUAUUACUGGUUAACCAGGUUGCUCUUUCUUAGUUUUCACUUGCUUGUACCAGUUGAUUUGAUGAUAUUACAGUAAUAUGUUGAUCUUGAUGUACUCCUAGAAACUCUCUAAUCCUUCACGCCCAACUUCUAGACGGGCAUCGGAUCCUCGCUCUCUCGCAAGGCAGUGGCCGGAUAGUAGAGUUUCCGCUUUUGUCGCUCUCAAGGAUCUACCGCAUAUCAUCCGCCAACGCAACGAGGAUGCUGCAGGACACGGGAGGGGGUACAACUUCUAAAAGUAGACGUUUUCUUUCGGAAUAAACAUAAAGCGCUUCUUCAAAAAGGUACCUAGCUCUUCAAUCUUCAUCAUUGGGAGUUAAAAAUUUCCUUGUGCGUUGCUGCUCAUGCUCGUCUUCAUCAGUCUUCAUAUCUCAGACUUCUAAACCGACAUCGAAUUUUCUUUCCCAAACAUGAUCACGGGUUUUUGGAAACAACUCUUGAUGCAUACAUUUCCCAAACUCAACAUACAUCUAAUCGUCCAGUUGGCGUCCCCGGCCACAUCGUGAUUCUCGAGUUCUCAGAACGCAAGUUGGCUUUUCUGUUUGGAGAUGCUGCGAGUUCCCAGCGAUUUCUUAUCUGCUUCGAGCUUCUGGUCCGUCGUACGCAGCAAGUCGCAAAGGACGACUACUAAGUACUUCGCUGUGUGAGGAGGGACACGGUUGCCCCUGGCUGAUUGUGUUGAGGUCAUCCAGUCAGGACAGAGGCGUGAUGAAGGAAAUUUCAUGUUGUAGUAGUUGCUGAAGGAUUUCACAAAAGGAUCUUUCAAAGAACUUAAGUACUUUCGCGGUCAGAAGAUUUGAUUUCGUACAUUACAACAUAUACGAUCUACUAGAACAGCAAAACGACCAAGUACAUGGACAACAAUCGUUGUUCAUACACCCGAACAUGACGGGCACGCAGAGGAAAUAUUGCUCCACCAAGAAUCCACAACGUAAAGGCGAAACAUCUGCCCGCUGUUCGUUGAAGCACAAAGAGAUGUCCUUUUCGAAGCCGCCCCAGCACUCUUUUUUUGGACUUAUUUGCGUUUUGUCUUAUAGUAGGCUUGUAUGAACAGAGGUCUGGUACACUUGCUAUGCUGUGGAAUGUCGAUCCUUGAUCCUAUGAUUUAUGCAAGAAUGUCAACCGAAAAUGAGUCAGAACUCAGGUUUGCCUCUAUGUCCUCGGCUUCUUCUACUACGCCCUUGACUCCAUCCAGCACGACAACAUCGGCAAUCCGUUCUGCGAAAGUCGCUUUGCUAGUUAUGUAUGAGUGUUCUCAGGGAAGUCGUAGGUCCAAUCCGAAUCGACUAACGUCAUCAUGUAUUAGUGUUCUCAUCAUGAGAUAUGAUCCUGAAAGGCAGCACUGAGUACUAGUGUUCAGGCACUGAAUACUAGUGCACCAUAUUCCAAGGGGUUGAAGCCAUAAGAGGAACCAAGAAGAUGCAUUUCUUCUAAUUAAGCAUCCUCCACCAAAAAAGAUGCAUUUCAAUUUCUUCUAAUUACGCACGCCACAUAUAAUUAAGCAUUCAAAACCUCCACCUUCUAACUCUAAGGUACAACAAAAAGAACCUGUCCAUCGUGAAAAC